Molecule: messenger RNA, 6370 nt
Organism: Cynocephalus volans (Philippine flying lemur)
Lineage: Eukaryota; Metazoa; Chordata; Mammalia; Dermoptera; Cynocephalidae
Gene: STK35
Product: serine/threonine kinase 35
Exons: 4
Coding region: 1-1620 (539 amino acids)
Biological process (GO): protein phosphorylation
Cellular component (GO): nucleus; cytoplasm
Molecular function (GO): ATP binding; protein kinase activity
Source: RefSeq, a predicted model, not a curated record
AUGGGCCACCAGGAGUCUCCGCUGGCCCGAGCGCCGGCGGGAGGUGCGGCUUAUAUAAAGAGGUUAUGUAAAGGGCUCAGCUGGCGCGAACACGUGGAGAGCCACGGGAGCCUGGAAGCCUGGGCCUUCCCCUCGAGCGUCGCUGCCACCUCGGGUGCAGCGGCAGGGCCCAUCGCACACCAAACCCGGGCCAUCGCCUCCCGCGCGGGUAGGUCUCCGAGACAGCCCCGGCCGGGAGCGGACCAUCCCCAGGCGGGGGCUCCAGGGAGGAAACGGGCCUCCCGGAAAUGGAGGAGCGCCGGCCAGGUCACAAGCCAAGGUCCCACUUCUCCGCGUCCCGGGGCCGGACGGAGGGAUGAGGCAGGGGGGGCCCGGGCAGCGCCGUUGCUGCUCCCCCCGCCGCCUGCAGCCAUGGAAACGGGGGUGGAGGACGGCGCCCGCAGAGGUACACAAAGCCUGGAGCGGAAAAGGCGAAGCCCAGUGCCGCGGGCGCCCAGCGCGAAGCUGAGGCCGGCGGCGGCGGCCCAGGCCAUGGAUCCGGUGGCGGCCGAGGCCGCAAGCGAGGCCUACCUGGCGCGGCGGCGGCCGGAGAGCAGCGGCGGGUUGGUGCGACCGCGCUACAGCCUGUUGGCGGAGAUCGGGCGCGGCAGCUACGGAGUGGUUUAUGAGGCAGUGGCCGGGCCCAGCGGGGCCCGGGUGGCGGUCAAGAAGAUCCGCUGCGACGCCCCCGAGAACGUGGAGCUGGCGCUGGCUGAAUUCUGGGCCCUGACGAGCCUCAAACGGCGCCACCAGAAUGUCGUGCAGUUUGAGGAGUGCGUCCUGCAGCGCAACGGGCUAGCCCAGCGUAUGAGUCACGGCAACAAGAGCUCGCAGCUUUACCUGCGCCUGGUGGAGACCUCGCUCAAAGGAGAAAGGAUCCUGGGUUAUGCCGAGGAGCCCUGCUAUCUCUGGUUUGUCAUGGAGUUCUGUGAAGGUGGAGACCUGAAUCAGUACGUCCUAUCCCGGAGGCCAGACCCAGCCACCAACAAAAGCUUCAUGCUACAGCUUACGAGUGCCAUUGCUUUCCUGCACAAAAACCAUAUCGUGCACAGGGACCUAAAGCCAGACAACAUCCUCAUCACAGAGCGGUCUGGCACACCGAUCCUCAAGGUGGCAGACUUUGGACUAAGCAAGGUCUGUGCCGGGCUGGCACCCCGAGGCAAAGAGGGCAAUCAAGACAACAAAAAUGUGAAUGUGAAUAAAUACUGGCUGUCCUCAGCCUGUGGCUCAGACUUCUACAUGGCUCCCGAAGUCUGGGAGGGACACUACACGGCCAAGGCAGACAUCUUUGCCCUGGGCAUUAUCAUCUGGGCAAUGAUAGAAAGAAUCACUUUUAUUGACUCUGAGACAAAGAAGGAGCUCCUGGGGACCUAUAUUAAACAGGGGACUGAGAUCGUCCCUGUUGGUGAGGCGCUGCUAGAAAACCCAAAGAUGGAGUUGCACAUCCCCCAGAAACGCAGGACUUCCAUGUCUGAGGGGAUCAAGCAGCUCUUGAAAGAUAUGUUAGCUGCUAACCCACAGGACCGGCCUGAUGCCUUUGAACUUGAAACCAGAAUGGACCAGGUCACAUGUGCUGCUUAAAAUUCAGGGCAAAGCAUCUUGGCUGUUUUUAAAUGAGGUCGAUCCUCGGGACCUACAGUGUCAUCAUGUCUCGUGCAGAGGAUGGCAGAGGGUACAGGUGGUGGCUUGGCCAGUUGGCGAUUUCCCGACAGCUGGAUCUCCGGCAAUGUGAAGCUUUUGUUUGGGUUUCCCCUCUCUUUUAGUUUUGCUUAAUUUUUUUUUUUUUCUUCUUCUUCUCUUUUUCUUUUUUAAUUUAAACCAUUGACACUUCAGAAGAGCAGGAAGAUAUGCUAUGGACAGGCACCAAUUUAAAGAAAUUCAGUGUGGACAAAGCAUAUGUAUAAGUUUCACUUUAAAUUUUAUAAGGGGCUAGGGAGCUGUUUUGUUUUUGUCCUUUUCUUUCCCUCCGUCUUCUUUCUUUUACAUGUCUCUCAGUUCUGCAUAUAGCACCUCACUUCCCCCAGAGAAGGCUUGCCUCCCCAUAGGGAUUUUUGGGGUUUCUUCUGGAAUGAGGUAUGAAGACAUAAGGAGACCUCUGGGCCACCUGCCUCCCAGAUGCAAGAAAUGCCGGACUCUUUGCUGGGCUGGUCCCUGCUAGCCCUUGGGCCUCAGAAAUGAUCAGAGGUGAAGAACCACAUUAAAGAGGAAGACCAGGGUUUGGCCAGGAGGACUCAAAAAAGAAGGUCUAAGCUGUGGGUUCUGUUCUCUUUAAGCUUUUGGGAGCCCCCAGACACACCAGGACUUACAGUGGUUGAAACCAGUUUCUUUCUCUGCCCUUUAUAACUGGGAGCUCGGAGGGAGGGGUAGAGGGUGACCAUCUCCCAUUUGCUGUGGUUGAGCGGCCACCCCACCCCAGUUCUACAACCCUACCUUUGUGUUAGGAAAAAACUUUUGUGCCAGACCUCUGCCUGGGACGCAGCUGGAUCUUCCACGGGCAUCUGUCACUGCUAUGAAGUCAGCACCCCCUGCCUGCUGCCUCCUGGAUCGUCGUCAUCCCAGAUGUGAUCACAAGUGUCCAGGUUGUCACAGGCUGCCUAAGGCCCUGAGAUCCUGUUGUGACCGUUGCCACAACAACAGUGUGUCCUGAACUGGCUGCCACUGUCGUCUUCUCGCAGUGAAGGGUGUGCCCUGUGUGCCGGGGUCCAUGGUGUCAUGUACAGUGACACGUGCUGUUAAGCGCCGUCUCCCUUAUCCCUAGGAACUUACCGUUAGGUGCCCCCCCCCCCCCCCCCAGAGUAAAUGUGUCUGAUGGGAAAAGAAUGGACCUGCCUGGAGCAGGGUGGUGUCCAGUGGGACUGGGUAGACCCUGUGCCAUCAGGUGCCAUUCUUGCGCUUGCCGCCUUAAAGCUCCCCCAGCUGUGUCCCUCUAGCCCCACCAGUGACGUCUGUGUAGCCAUUCUGACGCUCGCUCGCUGACAAUGUUCUUGCAGCCUCCCUAAGAGAGGCCUCCCUCCCCCUGGACUGUCCCUCCCCCCAAAAGGAGAAGGGAAGUAACGUUCCUGUCUUGUCCCUCUAUCUGGACAUGACUUUGUCUACUCCAAAGGCUUUUUACCCCAUUAUGGCCAAAUAGGAUAGGGUCUGUGGGGAAAGGGAAAGGAAUUAUUUUGGUUUUUUGUUUUUACCUAAACCAGCAUAGGAUUGAUAGGGGAGACAGUUAGAGGACAUUUCAGUUGGUAUGUGACCAAUGGGGUCUUUCCCCCAAAAGCAACAAUCCUUUGGCCCUGGGAGCUUGGAAGAGACCAGCAAAACAUCAAGCCCAGCUUGGCAAUGUGUUUCCUCACAUUCUUCAGCCUUCUCUCAACACCAAGAUUGCUUCCCCCUCAUGGGCAGACAGCUGGCUGCUAUUAGCAGGAUCCACAGGGCUGCAGGUGGUAACCAGGCCCUUCCCGUCCUGGGCUGAAGUUUCUUAUGAUUGCCUGUCCCUUGUUUCCAGCUCCUCAGACAACCUCGAGUGUGCUGAGCUACUGCCAGAAGGGUGGGAACAGCAGCAUCCCCUAACUGCAGUGAUGUUCCUUCUGCCCCACCACCCUGCCUGCCUUUGGGGGAAGCUGUCUCUGUACGUGAGGACAUGAGAAAACAGUCCCCAGGCUCACACCCCCCAGCUCUUCCUGACCUACCGCAGCCGCUGCUCCAAUCCCUGCUGAGAGCUCAGCCUAGCAAGUGACUUCCUUUUGCCUCUCUCUUUCCUGCCUUCCGCGGGUCUCAGCCCUGGCUACAUAAGGUCUGGGAGACAUAGUGCUUCCCUUGUUUUCUUGGUAUCUCAGUGUGCGCUGUAGGGCACAGUGGGCAGCCUGCUAGGGGUAGCUAGCUUCCACAUACCCCAUCUCCCAGACUCCCAGCCCAUCCUUGCUUGGUGGCAGGACCUCUUUCCCUAGCUCAAGAGAGGGCCGGCUCUUUAGCCCCGAGUGCCUAUUCCUCCCUCUCCUGCCCCACUGCAUCUGCUGUGUCCUCCUCAGGCAUCCGUCCUGCUUGGGGGAGUCAUCCCUAAGUAAGCACCAGCACAUCCACGGUUGGGCUAGUGCCUGAGGUCUCCGCAGGCCUCUCCACCGCUUCCCCUCGGGAAUCAGCUUCCCCUUGUUGCUUCCCUCCUCCUGCCUCCCACCCUAGGCUUGGGCCUACCAGCCACUCUGGUGCGUCAUCUCAGCGCCACCAAGUUUGUUAGACCUGUCCAAGUUCUAGGAGUUUCCAAACCUUGAAACAGCAGUGAGUCAUCCUCUCCUCCUCGGAUCUGCAAAAAGGAUAGCAUGUUGCAGAGAGGAGCUUGGCCUCAGCCCUAUGGGCCUGAGCUCAGUCUCCCUGUCGGCAAGAGGAAUCAGCAGGACAGAUCGUAGUGCCUUACUCCCUGAUCCUCCCCUGACCAGACCUCCUGGCUCAGCUGCAAGUGUGUGGCUUCUUUCUCCCUAUGUGUCUGUCACCUGCACUCUGUCUCCUGCUGCAGAUAGCCAUGGGGAAAGGAUCCCCCCUCUUGUCCCCAUGUGCCCCACCUGAGGGCCACAUCUCUCCCCCACCAACGAGACAUCACUACCAGCUUUGCCCAGGACAGAAAAGCUGCUUUAGACAGGUACAUGCUCUGCUUCUCGCUCCUUGCAGGUUCUGCCUCUUACCUCUAGCCAGGAAGGUGCGGCCAUCGGUUCACUCGAGACUGGCUCUAUCUGCCCUCCUCCUGGGCACCGGGGACUAAGGCUGCAGGCCUCAGCCUCAUCUCAUCCCAGAGGCUGUGGGACAGAAGAACGGGAACUCUUUCCUCCCACCCACCCAGUCAGGGUUCGCCCCCAUGGCUUCCCUUCUGAGGGAGAGUAUUCAAUGUUUACUUAAGAAAUACCCUGUUUACAGCUAGAAGAGAAAUGACACUGGGUAGACAUGUGAUUCUGGACAGGGGCUGCCCCCCUUUAUGGCACUGCCCGUGGUAGCCCCAGAGCGAAUGAAGACAGAGCUGCCUGGGGCAGGGGCAAGCACCCUUCGCUGCCCUGCUCCCCGGCCCUGUGGUGCUGAGACUGCUCACCACCUUCCCCACAGCCUUCCUGCCCUGGACGUUCCCCACCUCGAUCAUUCCCUUUCUCCACGAUCCUCAGCUCCUUGACGUAUCAGCUAUCUCGUAUCCUAGAAAACCAGUAUUUGGAGCAAUAAGAUUAUUUUUGCUUGAAUCUUUUUCUAAGAAAAGGAAAAGAGCUGACAUUGUGGGAAUCUUCCUUUUAUGCUGUUGGCUGUUUACCUUUUUAGAAGACAGAUAUUAGUACCAUGGAUGUCUGGGUUUUAGCCUUGGGGUAUCUUUUGGAAACUUGGGAAAGCAGGAGCCAGGCUGCUACCCGCUAAGGAAGGGACCCUAACCCUCUGCCCUUGCCUUGCUCCACAUUGCCCCUUCCAGCCCUGCCCACCAGUGGCCUCCCACCAUCGGUCCUGCUCACCUGCCCCUCCUCCUCUCACAUCUGGGGGCACUGUGACUCUUACUCUAGGUGGGCCUCUUGGAUUAUCCCUCCCAGACCUGUGUGGCAGCCCCCAGACAGACGGCUGCUGGGAGUCUCCUGGACCUGGCAACUUCACAGCAGCCGAGCUGACAUCAUUCAGCUCUUCAGGCCACUGGGUUUUGGAGGCUGAAGCCCAGAGAUUUUUGUUCUGCCAUCCUCCCAUACCAGGUUGUAGCACAGCCCUUAGGAUAGCGUAAGUCUGUCUCUGAUCCUGCCUUAGCUAGGCUUCAAGAACAGGGGGCUCCUGUCUGGAGUGGUGCCCCCAGGGACAACCAAUAGGUGUGUCAUAGGAUUGGCCACGUUAGCAUCCACAAACAUCACCAAGAGAUGAAUCCACUGCCAUUGGGUGCCCAAGGGCCCCCUAAGAUUGCAGGGACUACUAAAAGGGAGGUCCCCCAUGUUCUUUUCCAAGAGAAACCACAGAGGAAGGGAGUUUAUUUAGGGACAUAUUAAAGAAAUCUUUUGUGCUCCUGGGGCUUCUUUCCAUCAGAGCAGGGGAGUAUAUUUCAAUAACUUGUUAACACUCAUGUGGGACAGACAGGUGUGAGGGAGGUUUUAAGCCAGGCACAAAGUUAGUUUCAAGUACUAGUUAAUAAAUCUAUUUUCCUUUAUUUUCUUUUUUUGCACAGAAGCUGGUAAUCUAGGACCUACGUGUGAACAACUUUAUAUGAAUAUUUUUUGUACUUGGUUUACUUGGGUUGGUAUGAUACAUUAUAUUUAAGUUCCUUGAACACUGUGGAUCCCCCUAAUGUGUAUGAAUGACUGAGGCUUUGUAAAUUAAGGGACGUUUGUGUGAAUAAAGUUGU